Nylanderia fulva is the source of this 750-nucleotide messenger RNA. RefSeq lists its product as uncharacterized. The record is from RefSeq and is a predicted model, not a curated record. Lineage: Eukaryota; Metazoa; Arthropoda; Insecta; Hymenoptera; Formicidae.
GCAGAAUCGUAGACAGACAGUUCGACAGAACAGCACCCGCCAGUCGUCGCCGCGAAUCUUUUUCCAAAGUCAAUUGAGAUUUAACGAGACAGAGUCCAAGAUGCGCUCCCACACAAUCGCUUUGCUCGUGUUCGGAAUAAUGGCUGUGGCUUUGGCGUCGCCGUUACCGGACGGUCAUCAUCAUAAACAUGUCAUCAUCCAUGUACCUUACAAGGUACACACGAUUCAUCAUCAUCACACGAAAAAAGUGCACAUACCAGUGCAUCACGUUGAGAAAGUAAGCGUUCCAUAUCCGGUUCCGGUGCAUCAUGUUGAAAAGGUACCUGUCCCAGUGCCUGUUCAUCACGUUGAAAAGGUACCCGUACCUUACCCGGUUAUAGAAAAGGUUCCUGUACCUGUUCAUAUACCCGUACAUAAGGAGGAACACCACGGGGGUUGGUUUUAAAAGUAGCGCUGCAUCUUUGCUUUAAUCGUCUCUUAGGUUAUCAUAUAUAAGGUGGAGUCUGAGUAAAUAAAGUUAUAUAAAAUUCUUCUCAAUACGGAUUUAUUGAUAAGAAUUCUCAUCGAAUACAAAUGAGAAAUCGAGCAGUACAAAUUACUCCAGCUGUCUGUAUAGAAUUUAAAGACUUACAAUUAGUGUAAGAAAAUCAAAUACUCUGUAUGCACGCGUGUAUAAUCAGAACAAAUUAAGAUACUUGUACAUAUUUACACUUUUUAUUAUUUUGUAUAAUAAACGUCUGAUAAAAAGGA